CACCAAUUCACUUCACAAUAUUCAUACUUUCAUUGCAUUCAAAUAACAUCAUUUUCCAUAGCUUUCUAGAGCCAAAUUGUGUGAAGUUUGAGUUGUUCUUGAGCGUAUAUAUUUUACUCAAUAUCCACUCUAAGAGAGAGUAUUUGUUCUUGAGUGUUUGGUGUUGUAUACACGUUAAGGGAAGCUUAUUUCCCUUGGUCGUACGAAGGAAAGAUAUUUUCCUUCGGGUUGAAGUCUUGGAGUGUGGUAUCUCCGAGCAAGUGUUGUUGAGGCUCGUGGGACUCGAGUUCUCAGGUUGUAACGGUUUGUUAAGCACCCGUAAGCUUAACGGAAGUAGUGUAGCUCGAGAGAGUCUCUCGGGAGACUGGAUUAGCCACACGUUGUGGUGAACCAGUAUAAAUCUUGGUGUGCUCCCUUUACGCUUUCUACGCUCUUUACUUUAUCCUGCAAUUCUUAUUCCGCGAAAAUUUAUAAACAUUCUCGUGCCUCACUAUUCACCCCCCCUCUAGUGAAGGGCACCUAUUCUAACAGAGGUGGUCGAGGCCGAGCUCGAGUGCCUCACGCGGGGGCUGAGUCCGAGCCUGGCCUUCUCAUCCUUCAAACCUGCAAAAUAAGUUCAAAAAAGAACACAAGACGCUCGCGGGCUCGGAUGGACCGAUCACCACGCGGCCGAGAAAAGUAAGUCAACGUAUGAGUCAAAUCAAAAGUUUUGGACAAAAGAUAGGCCUAAUCAGCGAAAUGUGCCGAUCGUGUAGUAGUCCGGUCUAGAACAAACCUUGGCGUCAUCCUUAGUGAGACCGGGGUCUUCAAAUGAGAGCUACUCGGGUAAGUGAGAUAGGCACAAAGGAUGCACCCCUCGCCUUAGAUCCGAGAGCAAAUAGUUCACGUCGUGGAAGACGGAUAUAUAGGAGUGCGUCGAGAUGGACGGCUUACCUCGGCCUCGCGAAUAAUAUCGUCGCGGACGAUUUGGAGUGCCUCGCAGAGAGGGCUUACCUCGGCCUCGUAGAAGAGGAAAUAAAAUCGCGUCGUGGGAGACGGAUGAGAGUGCGUCGCGGUGGACAGCCGACAGAUCGACGUACAGGAGGAACAGUUUGGCGCAUCGAGGAAUCCCGCCCAUCGAGCGAGACUGCGCACUUGUUGGACCGACCAUUGAAUCACGCCGACGUUGAUGUCUACAGGGUAGGCCUGCACACCGAGAAGCCAUCACCGGAAGGAUGGAGGUGGGUCGCUGCCGGCCUGGACCGGCGUCGUAGUCGGGCUACUGGAGUCGGACUUGCCCGCCGUGGGCUUCACCGGUCUGCUGUUGCGGUCGUUGGUCGCUGAUCUGCCGCCGGGAGUUACCACUGCUGCCCUCGCCGGAGGGAAGGGGUCGCCGGAAUGAGAAUGGAGCCGCCGGGAACCUGAACGAAGCAGGGAGCGGCCUGCGGGAAUGGUUGCUGCAAAUCUCUUCGGGUCGGGUUGAAAUUUGACCCAGUGCUACCAUCUUUAGAUCUGUAAUCUACUUCGCCUAUCAGUGAUUUCUCGCGUUUGCUGGGUCCUCGCCGGCAUAGGAGAUCGGAGUACCGCCUGAAGCCCGUCGCAGAAGACACGAACGGACAACGGCUUCGCCGCCGGUGCUCAGGGGCUUAGGAUGGAGCAGUGCGCCGGCGUCCAUGGAGACAACCUUACCCGCAAUGAUGUUCGGUGAAGGAUUCGUCUGGAACUCCGGUGCUGAGAGCGGCGCUGUACUCCGGCGUCAAUUUCCCCAUCUUCAGGCGAAGUGUUGAGACAGCGACCUUGCCCAGAUCCGCUUUCAACCUUCUUCUUUAUGGAUUUUUUUUUCAAAGAAAUCCAAAUUUGUGUGGCCUCACAGUGGAAAUGUGAGGACUUGAUUCCCCGAAGAGAGAUGAAUCUCCCCAUCGGAAAAUGACAGAACCGAAGCAAUUGGUUCCAAAAAAACAAAAUUGAGAGCACGCUUGAUGUGUUCGACACUCUCAACGAGAGCACCAAUGUUGGG
Messenger RNA from Cuscuta campestris, 1996 nucleotides. The record is from the annotation of a GenBank genome assembly. Lineage: Eukaryota; Viridiplantae; Streptophyta; Magnoliopsida; Solanales; Convolvulaceae.